Jatropha curcas is the source of this 1485-nucleotide messenger RNA. RefSeq names its product Core-2/I-branching beta-1,6-N-acetylglucosaminyltransferase family protein. The record is from RefSeq and is a predicted model, not a curated record. Gene Ontology annotation, molecular function: glycosyltransferase activity. Gene Ontology annotation, cellular component: membrane. Lineage: Eukaryota; Viridiplantae; Streptophyta; Magnoliopsida; Malpighiales; Euphorbiaceae.
UGUCUUAAAAGAAGCUUUAACCGUUUUGCUUUGUAUUAUAUGGUUGAUUAGGUUAUCUCCGCCGUUGAUUUGGCAUAUCACCAAAUCCUACUUUUUAUCUCUCUAAAUCAGUCACUCAUACUAUGUUUUUUCUCAGCAGAAGAACGGAAAAAUAUUUUGAAAAAAAAAAAAAAAUUAAAACAUGUUGUCUCCAACUCCACUCUCUCUUCUCUGUGCUCUGCUCCUCUGUUUGCCCUUAGCCGUAAUUUUCACUAUUACUAGCCCCACCACCACCGCCACAACCACCGCAUCCACCACCAAGAACUAUCAGAAACUGAAAAUCAAAACCAUCAUUUCACUUCCACGACCGCCUCGCCCUCCUCCCCCGCAAGACGACGAAUCGCUUUUCCGACUUGCAGCCGGAAUAAAUCCGAGACCCGUUCGUCGGAAGAAAAUAGCAUUCCUGUUUCUCACCACCACACCCCUCCACUUUGCUCCGCUAUGGGAACUUUACUUUGACCAAGCUCCCAAACAACUAUUUAACAUCUAUAUCCAUGCGGAUCCGAGUUAUAAGUACGACCCGCCGUUCUCAGGCAUGUUCGCUAACCGAGUUAUUCACUCCGAACCUGCGAAACGGUUCACCCCUACUCUCGCCUCGGCGGCGCGUCGUUUACUUGCACAUGCGCUCGUCCACGAUCCUUCAAAUGCCAUGUUUGCUCUCCUGUCACCAUCUUGCAUUCCCUUGCACUCUUUUAAUUUCACCUACAAAACGUUGGCUCGAUCCAAGAAGAGCUUCAUCGAGAUACUCAGAAACGAGAGUUGGGCGUACGACAGAUGGGCGGCGCGUGGUCCAGACGCGAUGCUACCGGAGGUGAAGCUAGAGGAUUUUCGGAUUGGGUCCCAAUUUUGGGUGUUGUCACGUGAGCACGCGAGGGUCGUCGUUGGUGACCAGAUGAUAUGGGCUAAAUUCAAUAAGACGUGCGUAGUAGAGGACGCGUGUUAUCCGGAGGAGAAUUACUUUCCUACCCUUAUCCACAUGAAGGACCCACGAGGGUCAGUUUCUGCCACGUUGACACACGUGGAUUGGAGGGAUAGCUUUGACGGACACCCACGCAUGUACGAGGCGAGCGAUGUGGGGUCAGAUCUAAUAGUGGCUUUGAGAAACAGCAGGCCUAGGUAUGGUGAUGAUGAGGGUCGGAACGGCUCAGAUUCGUCUGUGAGGCGACGACAUGACCCAUUCUUGUUCGCUAGAAAAUUCUCUCCCGACUCGAUCCAACCAUUGAUGAGUAUUGCGAAGGAGGCCAUCUUAAAAGAUUAGAAGAAUGUAGAGCAAUGAUAAAUGGCAUUGUUGUAAAAUGUAAAUCAUAGUGGGGGGGUUUAGUCUGAAGGCGGCAACUGUAUAGAAAGAUAAAUUCAGUUUUUACUUUGUAUUUUUUUAAUCUCGUGUGUAUGAUGUAAUAACAUACAGAAGCAUGAAAAUGAAAGCUUUGUUUUUUUUUUCCUUUU